AUGUCCGCAAUCUCGCAAACCCGACUGGCCGGAAAUGAGUCGGCGGCGGACAAAAAGGACAACUACCAAGAAAAGGAGCGCAUUUCACACCCCCCUCCCCCCCCAAUCUUCAGUAAUCCACCACCGUGCUCCCUCCCCACAUCCGCCACUUUGUCGCCCUCGGCGUUUCCGCCGCGCUCGUGGAGGAAUUUGGGAAUUGAGGAUCCUCUGUUUCGUUGUUUUAGAAGACGACGCGGAGGCCGGGUUUUUCUUUUUGGGGCAAUGGAUGUCGAUGAGUCCUCGCCGUCGUCGCUGCUGGCCUCGCCCUCUUCUCUUUCCUCUGACUCCAUUGACCUCAAUUUCCUGCCGUUCCUGAGGAGGGAGCCCAAGUCGGAGCCGGCUUCUCCUGAGCAUGGCCCUCUGCCGCCACCGCUACCGCUGCCACCGCAGGCCACGGCGGUGGUGUUCGCGGCACCGACAACGCCUGACCUGUCUUCGCCUGAGGUCCUGACGCCUCUGCAGUCGCUGCCACCAAACCCCGACGAGGACGCGCUCUUCGCGGAGUACUGCCGAUUGGCGAGCCUCUACCUGUUAUCAGCGGGGGCCGGGGCGAUCGUGCCAGCGCCGACGCCUGAGGCCGCGGCGCCGGCGGCAGUGCAGCCUGGAUCGGGGUCCGCGGCGAAGAAGCGCCGGCCGCGGUCGUCAGAGUUGGUACGGGUGUCCUCACUUAGCGUGCGGGAUCAGAUCUAUUUUCGUGAUUUGGUGCGCCGGGCGCGCAUCACCUUCGAGUCGCUCCGCGGCCUGCUGCUGAAGGACGACGAGCGCGCGGAGGCGCUCGGUCUUGCGGGCGUCAUCGGGCUUGGCUCAGUGGACCGGCGUCGCGUGCGCGCCGACCUGCGGGCUGCGGCGCUCAUGGCCGACCGAGACCUGUGGCUCAACCGCGACCGCCGCAUAGUGGGGCCGAUACCUGGGAUUGCUGUCGGCGAUGCCUUCUUCUUCCGCAUGGAGCUAUGUGUGCUGGGCCUCCAUGGCCAGGUGCAGGCCGGGAUUGAUUAUCUCUCAGCAGGGCAAUCUGCCUCAGGCGAACCUAUAGCCACAUCUAUUAUUGUCUCUGGUGGGUAUGAAGAUGAUGAUGAUCGUGGUGAUGUACUCGUGUACACCGGCCAUGGUGGCCGAGACCCCAACCUGCACAAGCAUUGCGUCGACCAGAAGCUUGAGGGCGGCAAUCUUGCCCUCGAGCGCAGCAUGGCCUAUGGUAUUGAGAUUCGUGUAAUCCGUGCUGUCAAGUCUAAGCGCAGUCCUGUUGGAAAGGUCUACUUCUACGACGGCCUCUACAAGGUUGUUGACUACUGGCUCGACCGCGGGAAAGCAGGCUUUGGUGUUUACAAGUAUAAAAUGAUUCGCAUUGAAGGGCAGGAGCCCAUGGGAUCUGUGAAUUAUCGCGCAGCUGAACAUCUUAAGGUGGAUGCACUAUCUAUGCGACCAACUGGGUACCUGAGCUUUGAUAUUUCCAUGGGUCGAGAGAUUAUGCCAGUUGCACUAUAUAAUGAUGUCGAUGAUGAUAGGGACCCACUCUUAUUUGAGUACCUGGCACGGCCAAUAUUCCCAUCUUCUGCAAUUCAAGGGAAGUUUGCUGUGGGUGGUGGUGGGUGUGGGUGCAUCGAGAAUUGCUCAAUUGGAUGUUAUUGUGCAGAAAGGAAUGGGGGUGAGUUUGCGUAUGAUAAAGCUGGUGUUCUUCUAAGGGGCAAACCACUGCUGUAUGAGUGUGGUCCAUAUUGCCAAUGCCCACCUAGCUGCCCCAACAGGGUUAGUCAGAAGGGGCUUAAGAAUAGGCUUGAGGUGUUCCGGUCAAGGGAAACUGGGUGGGGUGUUCGAUCUCUGGAUCUCAUUAAGUCUGGCACGUUCAUCUGUGAGUUUAGUGGGAUUGUGCUUACUCAUCAGCAGUCAGAGAUAGUGGCAGCCAGUGGUGAUUGUUUGGUGCAUCCGAACAGGUUCCCUUCAAGGUGGUUAGAUUGGGGUGAUAUCUCUGAUGUAUAUCCUGAGUAUGUCGCUCCGAACCAUCCUGCCACUACAGACUUGAACUUUUCGAUUGAUGUCUCAAGGGCAAGGAAUGUGGCUUGUUAUUUCAGCCAUAGUUGCAGUCCAAAUGUAUUUAUUCAGUUUGUGCUGUUUGACCACUACAACGUGUCUUAUCCCCACCUCAUGAUCUUUGCCCUGGAGAACAUUCCGCCCUUGAGGGAGCUAAGCAUUGACUAUGGAAUGAUUGAUGAAUGGGUUGGAAAGUUAACUAUGUAG
Triticum turgidum subsp. durum (durum wheat) is the source of this 2274-nucleotide messenger RNA. NCBI's taxonomy places the organism in Eukaryota, Viridiplantae, Streptophyta, Magnoliopsida, Poales, Poaceae. The record is from the annotation of a GenBank genome assembly.